GUUUUUACGCACGGGUAAAAGUUUCAACAUAGGUAGCUUGCUGUUGAAAUUUCCACUUGAAUUACCUCUACUGAAUUCCUGAGUUUAUGAUUUCCACGACAUUGACGUUUUCAAGUGAACAUUCCGCAGAGCACAGUUAUGUAAACUGCAGCGGUGAAGCUUUCUGAAACUUUCUUUCAUUUCUUUACGUUGUGCGCGGGAUCUUUAUCUUUGCUGUGUAAUGAUUUAGGCUUAGAUCCAGCGGUUUAGUGUGACUUUCGGUUUUAAACAGCAAAAUGGAUCCUUUAUUCAAUUCCACCGAUGUGCCAAACUGGACCACCAGCUACAACGACACCAAUAACGGGACUGUAUACUGGAACCAGUUUGUGCAGCCAGUCUGGAGAAUCGUCCUCUGGGCCAUUGCGUACAGUUGUAUAGUUAUUGUGUCCGUUGUAGGUAACAUUACUGUGAUCUGGAUUAUUAUAGCGCAUAAGCGCAUGAGGACCGUCACCAACUAUUUUCUGCUGAACCUGGCGUUCGCCGAAGCCUCCAUGUCCGCCUUCAACACGGUCAUCAACUUCACCUACGCCGUACACAACGAGUGGUACUUCGGACUGGUCUACUGCCGCUUCCACAACUUCUUUCCGAUCGCGGCUGUCUUCGCGAGCAUCUACUCCAUGACUGCCAUCGCUCUGGACAGGUACAUGGCCAUCAUCCACCCUCUGCAGCAGCGCAUGUCGUCCACUGAGACCAAAGUGGUGGUGGGAGUGAUCUGGGUGCUGGCUCUGCUGCUGGCCUUCCCUCAGUACUACUACUCUGACACGGACGAGCUCCCCGGUCGAGUGGUGUGCUACAUUGACUGGCCCGAGUACACCGUGUGCGACUUCAAAAAGAUGUACUAUGUGUGUGUGGCCAUCCUGAUCUACUUCCUUCCUCUGCUGGUGAUGGGUUGUGCUUAUCUGGUGGUGGGACUGACCCUGUGGGCCAGUGAGAUCCCUGGAGACUCUUCUGAUCGCUACAAGGAGCAGCUGACCGCCAAACGCAAGGUGGUGAAGAUGAUGAUCGUGGUGGUGUGUACGUUUGCCAUCUGCUGGCUGCCCUACCAUGUUUACUUCCUGCUGCACCAGUUCUUCCCUGACAUGUUUGAGGAAACGUUCAUCCAGCAGGUCUACCUGGCCAUCAUGUGGCUGGCCAUGAGCUCCACCAUGUACAACCCCAUCAUCUACUGCUGCCUCAACGACAGGUUUCGUGCUGGUUUUAAACAAGCCUUCCGCUGUUGCCCCUGCAUCCUUCAAGGCUCCUACGAAGGCCUGGAACUCAAGUCCACUCGCUACCUUCAGACCCAGACCAGUGUUUACAAGGCUAGCCGCAUGGAGACAACCGUGUCUACUGUUCUCCAGGUUGGGGACGACAUGGAGCAGCCCAAGGUCAAGGCAACAGCAGGUCAAGGGCCUGGUGGGGCUGGAGUCGGUGCCAGGCCACAUAGCUCCUCCCUGGACCUGACCUCGAAUGGGUCAUCAUCCCGGAGCGUCUCCAAAACAGUAUCAGAGACGUCCAGUUUCUACUCCAGUAACAACCUGCAGGAAUAG
Messenger RNA from Seriola dumerili (greater amberjack), 1568 nucleotides. It is a transcript of the gene tacr1a, whose product is annotated as tachykinin receptor 1. Gene Ontology annotation, biological process: G protein-coupled receptor signaling pathway; positive regulation of flagellated sperm motility. Gene Ontology annotation, cellular component: plasma membrane; sperm midpiece. The record is from RefSeq and is a predicted model, not a curated record. The transcript is spliced from 5 exons. Lineage: Eukaryota; Metazoa; Chordata; Actinopteri; Carangiformes; Carangidae. Gene Ontology annotation, molecular function: substance P receptor activity. The coding region runs from base 276 to 1568 and encodes 430 amino acids.